Messenger RNA from Gloeophyllum trabeum ATCC 11539, 812 nucleotides. RefSeq lists its product as uncharacterized. The record is from RefSeq and is a predicted model, not a curated record. NCBI's taxonomy places the organism in Eukaryota, Fungi, Basidiomycota, Agaricomycetes, Gloeophyllales, Gloeophyllaceae. The annotation marks the transcript as partial. The transcript has a single exon.
CCAACGUGCUUACGUCCGGGCGUGACUGCGAUGGCCGUGGAGGUACCGCCGGCAAGUGUCGAGAGCUCUACCCUGAGACGGAUUGUGGUUGUCCUUGCUUGGUGUAGCUUGCCAUCAAACGCGCAGUCCGACCUCGGUUCUAAAAAUAGGUAGCCACAUCCUCGAGAAUCAGUACCAAGUGAUACCAGGUGCUCAAAGACAUAACAGCUGUAAUGCAAACCGACAAAACGUCUUUCAUGUUGCAGGACGUCAGAUCCAGGUGUGAUCGUUCCCUUAGAAAGCGAGCAGUCGGUCCCGAGUAUCUUGGGACAUUCAUCGCUGUCCGAUGGAAUGCGCAACAAUCCCAGUGGAGCCCUCUUCGUCAUGCGCGGUCGGCGAUCAAAGGCAGAGUAGAGUUAACCUCGCCAAUCAACGAUCCUCGAGAAGUCCAAGGCAAGCUGUCCAUGUCCAUCAAUCAUCGCUCACUGCCGCACCUGAGCGUGAACUGUCCAUCACAAUAUAACGCUUGCACGGUGGAGCAACAGAGACUCUGCGUGCAUGCCGGGUGUCCGAUGGACGCAUGAACAAAACUGCGCGGCUGGAGGAGGCUCUGAGCACCGCGUUGAGGUCGUAACGCACGUCAGGCUGACCCCACUUUCUUGGAUGCCGUACCUACGUAUUCGUGACAUCGCGAGGGGUCGACGUCUGCCCGACUGGCCGCAGACUGAUGCAGAGAAAGAUAGUACGAUGCGCUUGGUACUUGCGACUAUUGCGGAGGUCCAACUUUUGCCCGGGACGCAGAGAACGAUCGAAGGGGUCGCUGCCCGAGACCC